Erpetoichthys calabaricus (reedfish) is the source of this 1038-nucleotide messenger RNA. RefSeq names its product trace amine-associated receptor 13c-like. The transcript has a single exon. Gene Ontology annotation, molecular function: trace-amine receptor activity. Bases 7 to 1038 code for a protein of 343 amino acids. NCBI's taxonomy places the organism in Eukaryota, Metazoa, Chordata, Cladistia, Polypteriformes, Polypteridae. Gene Ontology annotation, cellular component: membrane. The record is from RefSeq and is a predicted model, not a curated record. Gene Ontology annotation, biological process: G protein-coupled receptor signaling pathway.
UAGAAAAUGGAAUAUACAGAAAAUUAUGAACUUGAAGCUCUGAAAUACUGUUACCAGUCAGAAAAUAUUUCUUGCCCUAAAGAAAUACGACCUAUGACUACUUAUUUGAUACUGUAUUUUCUGUUAUCAGCUGGAAUUAUUUUGACAAUCGGUGGAAACCUAAUUGUGAUUAUCUCAAUUUCUCACUUCAAGCAGCUUCAUACACCUACCAACAUUCUCAUUCUCUCGCUGGCAGUCACUGACUUUCUUCUAGGGAUACUUCUCAUGCCAGUGACUAUGGUUAGAACUGUUGAAACUUGUUGGUAUUUUGGAGAUACUAUAUGUAUUGUUUAUUCUUUUUUUGAUAUAGCAUUGUGUACAAUUUCUGUUAUUCAUUUAAUAUUUGUAGCCAUUGAUCGUUACCAUGCUGUGUGUUAUCCUUUGCUUUAUCCUACUAAAAUUACAAUUUCUGUAGCUUGGAGUUUUGUCACAGUUAGCUGGGCAGUACCACUAAUAUAUACAUUUUUGAUUUUUUAUUUUAAAGGUAAUAUAAAAGGAACAGAGGAAUAUAACAUUUGCCCAGGUGACUGCAUUGUUUUGUUCAGCACAUUAUGGGGUUUACUUGAUACACUCUUAACAUUUUUGCUUCCAUGUACAGUAAUGUUAUGCAUGUAUAUUAAAGUAUUCCUAGUUGCCAGAAGGCAUUCCAGAUUAAUCAAGUGUUCAAGAGAACAAACAUCUUCUGAUGAUAAUAAGCAUAUAAAUUCUCAGAGAAAGGAUGGAAAAGCCACAAAAACUCUAGGGAUUGUGAUGAGUGCAUUUAUUUUAUGUUGGUCGCCUUACUGUUUUAAUAAUAUUUUUGCCACAUAUUCUGAUUUCUUCUCUACACCAGUAGUAGUAGAUGCAUUGGGAUGGUUAGCUUAUUUUAAUUCAAGUUUUAACCCAUUAAUAUAUGCACUAUUCUAUCCAUGGUUUCAGAAAUCUUUCAAAAUUAUAAUAACUUGUAAAAUAUUUAACCAUGAGUCAUCUCUAAUAAAUUUGUUCCCCAGUCAUCAUUAA